GAAAUACCUGAGAAUCCCCGACAGACAUAGAAUACCCUUGUGGGCAUAAAUCGGGUUCCUUCACCACAUAUACACAAUGCCCGUUCCGACAUACUUGUUGAGCGAGUUGGCCUCAGGCUAUGCUCUGUACGAGGUCAAGGAGGCCGAGGAGGUCGGCUCUCAAUUGAAGGAGGUCAAGGAGGCUUUGCAGGACCUCGCUCGCUUCGGAAAGAUGGUCAACCUUGUUUCCUUCGCACCUUUCAAGACGGCCGCCCACGCUCUCGAAAACGCCAACGAUAUCUCUGAGGGUAUCGUCAACGACCACUUGAAGGCCUUCCUCGAGACUAACCUUCCCAAGCCCGGAAAGAAGAACAAGGUCAUUAUCGGUGUCACCGACAAGAACUUGGCUGGUGGUUUGAAGGAGGCUAUCCCUGGAUUGGAGUGCGACAACUCUGAGGUCUCUUUGGACUUGUUGAGGGGUAUCCGUUUCCACGGAGAGAAGCUCUUGAGACAGUUGCAGGCUGGAGACAUCGGUCGUGCUCAGCUCGGUCUCGGUCACUCUUACUCUCGUUGCAAAGUCAAGUUCAACGUCAACCGGUCCGACAACAUGAUUAUCCAGGCUAUUGCCCUUCUCGACCAGUUGGACAAGGACAUCAACACCUUCUCUAUGCGUGUUCGUGAGUGGUACUCCUGGCACUUCCCCGAGCUCGUUCGCAUCGUCAACGACAACCACCAGUUCGCCAAGCUCGCCCGCUUUAUUGAGGACAAGAACAGGCUCACGGACGACAUGCUUCAUGACAUUGCUGCCCUUGUCGAGGAUGACGAGUCCAUCGCCAAGGCUGUCAUCGACGCCUCCAAGGUUUCCAUGGGUCAGGAUUUGUCGGAGGUGGAUAUGGAGAACGUUGUCGCUUUCGCCGACCGUGUCGUGAACUUGGCCGAGUACCGCAAGCGUCUCUACACCUACCUACAGGACAAGAUGCACGUCGUUGCACCCAACUUGUCCGAGUUGAUUGGUGAGGUCGUCGGUGCUCGUCUCAUCUCCCACGCCGGUUCCUUGACCAACCUCUCCAAAUACCCUGCCUCCACCGUCCAGAUCCUUGGUGCCGAGAAAGCUUUGUUCAGAGCAUUGAAGACUAAGGGUAACACCCCCAAGUACGGUCUCAUUUACCACUCUUCCUUCAUUGGACGUGCUGGCCAGAAGAACAAGGGACGGAUAUCCCGUUUCCUUGCCAACAAGUGCUCUAUCGCUUCCCGUAUCGACAACUUCAGCGAUACCCCAACUACCAAGUUCGGUGAGGUUCUCCGUCAGCAGGUCGAGGAGCGCUUGAACUUCUACGAGAAGGGUGAGCCUGUUACUAAGAACGCCGAUGCUAUGCGCCAGGCUAUGGAUGCUGUCCUUGCUGGUGUUAAGGUUGAGGUUUCUGGUGUUGCUGGUGAUGCUCGUGAGGAUAUCGAGAUGGAUGACGUCGAGGAGAAGAAGUCCAAGAAGGAGAAGAAGAGGAAGGCCGAGUCAAGCGAGGAGUCUGGCGAGAAGAAGUCUAAGAAGGACAAGAAAGAGAAGAAGGAGAAGAAGGACAAGAAGGAGAAGAAGUCCAAGGAGUAA
Molecule: messenger RNA, 1582 nt
Organism: Saitoella complicata NRRL Y-17804
Lineage: Eukaryota; Fungi; Ascomycota; Saitoellomycetes; Saitoellales; Saitoellaceae
Product: nucleolar protein NOP56
Exons: 2
Coding region: 77-1582 (501 amino acids)
Cellular component (GO): box C/D methylation guide snoRNP complex; small-subunit processome
Molecular function (GO): snoRNA binding
Source: RefSeq, a predicted model, not a curated record